AUGCGUCGAGAAAACUCUUUAACCACUCGACUUUUGUUUAAUGAUAGCACCAGUGAUUACAACUAUAAAAGUCUUGAAAUGGGACGACCGGACACGUUGGAGCCGUUGCGAGGCAAAUUGAAUAAGGACGAGUUUAGCCCCGAACUGCUUGAUGCUCUGGAUGAAGUGCAUGACGACGAAUCGCUGCUUCUAGAGGCGUGUCGUCAGGACUCUCUGUAUCCCGUAUACUUUGAGCAUAUAAAUACUGGUAGAAUGCAGGUUGUCGUAUUGGGUUGGACAAUUUUUCACAAAGGAAACUCGUAUGUGCUGUCAUCUGUCGUAAUUGUCUGCUCUGUGGUUGGUGGUAGUCGUAUUGGGUUGGACGAUUUUUCACAAAGGAAACUCGUAUGUGCUGUCAUCUGUCGUAAUUGUCUGCUCUGUGGUUGGUGGUCAAAUAUGCAAAAUUCAAAAUUUUUGUAA
This is a messenger RNA of Strongylus vulgaris, 459 nucleotides long. Lineage: Eukaryota; Metazoa; Nematoda; Chromadorea; Rhabditida; Strongylidae. The record is from the annotation of a GenBank genome assembly.